GGCAUGCGAACCAGAGCACAGUACACCAACAUUUCUUCGCUGAGGCAGGCGCUGAUCGCCAGUUUUGAGAGAAACCGGAUUUUUUCCCGAAGAUGACACAGAUAAGUGCCGAGGACAGAGAUUUCCUCAUUUUGCUCUACUACAAGUUGGAAGAACUAAAAGGAACUGUCGUGACAGCAGAAUAUGAAGAAAUGUUGCUCAAAUAUGAUUUCACAACCACCUCAGCUAGGAAAGUUGCCAGUCAGUUCGAUCCAGAACGACAGAAAAUUAUCACGCGAGAACAAAUUUACCGGGUUCUGAACUGUCCUGGGAAUUACAUGCCAAAAAUGUCAAUUCCACGUGAUAUAAGUAUCCUAUCAUCUGAUAUGGGACCGUACUUACAAUAUUUUGUGAUCCACAUGGCGAGGAAAAUUAUGAAAUACCUACCAGACAUGAAAGAAGUUGUCAGUCGUAUCAAAAUGCGCCUGGAUUCACUUUACGGUCCCUUAUGGCACGUAUUCAUUGUCCGCGGCCAGUACUGGGCCUACUACUCCCAUGACACACGAACUGGUCUCGUCUUCAAAAAGGACGACCUAAUUUAUUUGAUGUACCGUUCACCGACAGCUGAAUGACGCAACAGCUUCACACACAGGACAUCUCUCAUCUUUUGAUAUAUGCCCGCAAAACAAAUCUACUGAAGGUUCAUCUGCUAUUUCAAAUCACCUGUUUAGAUCACUCAAGAACGGACGAUUUAUACAUAAAGCAUUCAUUUUUAAAUUUGCUCAUUGCACAUAUCUGAUUCCAAAAAAACCAAAUAGAUGUACAUCUGAUUAACACCAUGA
Messenger RNA from Opisthorchis viverrini, 821 nucleotides. RefSeq lists its product as hypothetical. Gene Ontology annotation, biological process: microtubule-based process. The coding region runs from base 93 to 611 and encodes 172 amino acids. Gene Ontology annotation, cellular component: dynein complex. The transcript is spliced from 5 exons. Lineage: Eukaryota; Metazoa; Platyhelminthes; Trematoda; Opisthorchiida; Opisthorchiidae. The record is from RefSeq and is a predicted model, not a curated record.